This is a messenger RNA of Manacus vitellinus (golden-collared manakin), 3522 nucleotides long. It is a transcript of the gene ERRFI1, whose product is annotated as ERBB receptor feedback inhibitor 1. Bases 502 to 1896 code for a protein of 464 amino acids. Lineage: Eukaryota; Metazoa; Chordata; Aves; Passeriformes; Pipridae. Gene Ontology annotation, cellular component: extrinsic component of cytoplasmic side of plasma membrane. Gene Ontology annotation, biological process: regulation of keratinocyte differentiation; negative regulation of epidermal growth factor receptor signaling pathway. The record is from RefSeq and is a predicted model, not a curated record. The transcript is spliced from 4 exons.
CAUUUCUUUUGCAGAUUUGUUGCUAUGGGAUAGGAUCUGAGGCAUAAAAAAUCAUUGCUCAAUACAGUGUGAGCUGAUAAGAUGGAUGUUUUAUUUGCAAGUUACAUUAACAUGUUAAGAAGUAAUUUUAGAAUUGGUGCUAUAUGUGUACUAUGCUGCUUAAGUCAUUUUGACAAAUGGGUUCCUCUAGUGUUCUGCUCCCCCAUAAACAAUGGUUCUGCUUGUACUUACAGAACUAUGUUAUUGCUUCCUGGGGCUGUAUGUUUAUAUGUAGUUUCCUGAUGAAGAUCUGCAAUUCCUAUUACCAGGAAGGGUCCAAUUUAACUGCGUUAUACAAAAACUUCCAGCGUUAAACUAGCUUUUUAAGGAGGUUGUCUGAAAAGAAGAACACGGUCUUCACUAAAAUCAGGAGGGCUGAAUGAGGGAAUGAAAACCGCAGGAAACCUGUCAAGUACUGAAUAUCUAAGGUCGUCGUGAGACAUCACCAGAGAACGCUGCACAAUGUCAACUGCAGGAGUUGCUGCUCAGGAGAUGAGAGUCCCAUUAAAAACCGGAUUUCUUCACACUAGUCAAGGCAUGGGGAGUUUGAAAACCUGCUGGGGUAGCCACAGUGGAUUUGAAAAUACUUUCUUUAAUGUGGACCCUAUAGCAGUGGCAUAUAAUUUAGGUCCAUCGACAGAGCAGCAUUUGCCAUCCAUUGGGCACUCUUCCAACCAGGCUUCCAUGAAUGACCACAUUGCUGAAAGUUGCAUCCAAGUCCCAUCUCAGAAAUCCAGUCCACUUCCUGUAAGUCCCAAAAGUGAACUGACAGUUUCAAGAUAUGAAGACCAUCUCGUUCCUGGCUUUAGUAAACUAUCAUUAACCAUGAGCUGUGUUUCUGAAGAAACACCUCCUCACAUGGCAAUAAAAAAUGGACCAAUUCAAUUUCUGUCUACAUCUUCCAAUGAUCGUAGCUCCAGGCCUCUACCCCCUCUACCUAUUUCUGAAGACCUUACUUCAGAUGAGGUUGACAAAGAAGUGGAAUUCCUGACUAGCUCAGAUACUGACUUUUUGUUAGAAGAUUAUGAACUUCCUCCUUUUAAAGCCAGUGCUCCAAGUCGGCGGAGCUUUAGGGGCUGUGGACAGAUCAACUAUGCAUACUUUGAUACUCCAGCAGGACCAAAACCAGAAGAUUCCAACCCUACACAAAGCCUAAAUGUAUACAUAUCCAGUAUUUACCCUCCUCCACAGCAGCUGCAUCGACGCUUGCGAAGGUCCCAUUCUGGGCCAGCUGGAUCUCUUAAUAAACCAAUAGUAAGACUAUCUGGACACUUAAACAGGUCUUCUCCAACCUCUGAUGAAGAUAAACCAGAGAUUCCACCAAGGGUUCCCAUACCUCCAAGGGCGCUCAAACCAGACUACAGAAGGUGGUCAGCAGAAGUUGCUUCUAGCGCGUACAGCGAUGAAGACAGGCCUCCAAAAGUACCCCCAAGAGAACCUCUGUCACACAGCAAUUCCCGUACCCCGAGCCCCAAAAGCCUCCCAUCAUACCUCAAUGGGGUUAUGCCCCCCACCCAGAGUUUUGCACCUGAUCCUAAGUAUGUCAGCAGCAAAGCUCUACAAAGACAAAAUAGUGAAGGAUCUUCAAACAGGGUCCCUUGCAUUCUUCCAAUUAUUGAAAAUGGUAAGAAGGCCAGUUCAACACACUACUAUCUGCUACCUGAAAGGCCUCCAUAUUUGGACAAGUAUGAGAAAUUCUUCAGAGAAGCAGAAGAAAGGAGCUCUAACACUGAGGUUCAGUCCUGGUCUGGUGACUGCACAGCCACCUCAGCUCCGACAAAACUGGACUCAAAACCGAGAAUGGACAUAGGUGGUCACCUGAAACGAAAACACCUGUCUUAUGUGGUUUCCCCGUAGUUUCUGGGAGCACAGUCAGUCCCAGCUCAGUUGUUCAGGAUGGAGCUGACCUUUAUCAUGUUACAAAGUUCUUAUGGUUCUCAGAUAAUGAAGUAGGAGCAGUUUGACCUCUGAGAACUGGAAAGUGGAUUGUAAAGUCCUCUUAUGCUGCAUAUAUUCGAUAUGUUUCUUAAGACUCUUUUUGUUUGUCUAGGUAUGUAAGCUGAAAACCUACAAAGUUCCCAUACAAAGAAACAUGGAGGGAUAGUAGUCACAGCUGGCCAGUUGUAUGCUACCUAGAUGAACGUAUUUGGUAGUCACAUUAUCAAAAAAAAAAAUAAUUAAAAUCGAGCUUUGCUGAUGAGUCACUUAUAAAGCAGACAGCAGACCAAGUAAUGCAGUACAGUUUUUGUAUUGGGUAUUUUCCAAAAUUUCUUUUAUACAGUAACCGUACUGAGAACAGACUCUGUUCUCUUUGACUAGGCUAUGUCAGCCUGAUAAGAAGGUAACUGCAAGAUUUGAUACCCACUUCAAGACUUGACAGGCAUAUUGGAAGCACAUUUUGAAAGUUUAAUCUAUUUUACAAAUUAAUUUGAUGCUAAUAGACUUUUAAAGUGAGUUGGUUUUGUGGAUUCACUUGCUAGACACACUUGGCUCAGUUUUGCAGUUUUUCCUAGAAGAGACUUGGACCAGCUAUUGCUAAGCCUCUGCUGCUGCUCUUUUCCUGCUGGAUCCUAGAUACGUGUGAGAGUGUCCUGAGCAGCCACACGGUUGCUGUCAGGUAGGCAGUAACAACUGUGUGCUCACCUAGAGUCUGAAAUUCUGACUGUAUUAAAUACAGAAACACAGCACAAGCUGGUCUUGUGUUUUUGUUUCUGUUCAGUAUUUUAGGGGAGGAGGAGGAGGGUACGAGGGAAAAACAUGAUUCCAUUUAUGAACAGUGUCAGUCCCGUCUCUUGCUGCUUUGAUGCUGCUUCUUGCUGUUUAAUUUUUCUUCACUGUGCCUCAGCCAUCCACUGAAGUUCACUGAGGUGCCACAUUAGCAGUUUCUCAUGCUCAUUUUGGUUACAUUUAUCCUCUUACAGAAAAGCACAAGAGAAAGGGUGCUCAUUAAUGGGGGUACAGAAGAUGAAUGUGUUCCUCCUAACAGAAGUAAACAAGCUGUUUACAGUUUAAACUGCUGAAUGAGAUGUUUGAGCUAUUUUAAAGCUUACUUUUUAUUUGUUUUAGUACAAACUAAAUGAAGGUGAAAUACAUGCUAUAGAAAUGCACUGAUAUUUCUGCAUCAUGUACAGUAUUGAAUAAAAAAUAAUUCACUUUGUAUUUUGAAUAUUGUCAUGUCUUGAGUUUAAUAAAGUUAUAAAAUACUUAUUUAUGAUACAUUUUGGAUUUUGCUUUAUUGAAUAGUGUAUGCAAUUGUGCAUUUGAGUUCUGCAUUUACUGCAAAGUUCAAAGUCAAUAAUGUUAAAUAUACAACAAAUGUUGAAUUCACCUUGCAUUUAAUUAGAAUUAAGACUGCUGCAGAAGUGUUCAAUAACUCACAUUGCACACUGUUAAUUUUAAUGCCUCGUUACUGCCUGGUAGCAUGUUGUCUAUAGUUUUGUGCUGGCAAUAAAACAUUCUGUGAGAUUAAGUUAUCUGGCCUAA